UGAGACACACCUCCACCGAGGGAGGAUGGGAUUGUUUUGAGGGUGCGAGCUGAGUCGUGCCACAGUCGGAGGCAGACAUCGGAGCUGCACGGCUGUGCCUGUGUGUGUGUGUGUUUGUGUGUGUGUGUGUGUGUCUGCACGCAUCAUGCUCCCGCUUGGAUGCUAAUUCUCCUGCUCCUGAUCGGAUUUAAAGAAAACAGCUGGGGUGUCAUUUUUUUUUCGGGGAGGGGGGCUGCAUGCUGGGAGCUCCGCCAGGGAAUCACAACAGUAUUAAUAAUAAAAGGUGGGGGUAGGGUGUCGGAGAGGGUGGUGGGGGGGAGGGAUAAUCUUACACCACGCUUGAGCGAUGUUCUGCGGGAUUCUCUGUGUGGUCACAAAGGCUUUUCCCUCUCGCUAAAGGACCGAUGGGGGGACGCGGCGGCGGCUUGCCAUGCUUGAAUCCCACCUCCGCGUCCCAGACCUUUUUGGUGACCGCUGCCAGAUCCACCGAGGACCCCCCCACCCCUACCCUCCGUUUGCCCCCUAAAGCCGCAAACAUCCUCCACAUGCCCGGUCUGUACCUUUGGCCGCUCGAGUGUCUUCAUCCCUUCUGACGCCUAAAUGAGCUCUCUGACCUCGUUGCUCCGACGUCACCCCCUGAGCCCCUUUAUAUUCCGUCAUGUUCCAUCACUGGGGUUGAUCCGACUUUCACUCUCCCGUUCCCAACCCUCGUCCCAAUCGCCCGUCCUCUGACCCCUACCCUAUUUGCCCUCUUUCCCCCCAAAACUGCUUUCCCCUUCAUGACCAUGUUGCCAUGUGUCUGCUGGCUCCAGCCUGUCCUCAUGGUGCUGACCUCUGUGUUCUGGACCCGUGGGGAGAACUGCCCAGCGACUUGCUUGUGCCCGGACCCCCACACGGUGGACUGCAGCGGCCGCGGGCUGACCCACCUCCCGGAUGAGAUCCCCCUCGACGUCCGCCGGCUCCUGCUGGCCGACAACUGGAUACCCCGCAUCCCCUCCGACUUCCUGGUUCUGUACAGUGACUUGGUCUACCUGGACUUGCGGAACAACACGUUGUCAUACAUUGAGCCGGGGACCCUCAGCACCUCUUCUCGGCUGGUCUUCCUGGACCUUGGCAGCAACAACUUGACAGAAAUCCCCAAGGGCACUUUCGGGGAGUCCCGGAGCUUGAUCAAACUUCGACUGGGUAACAACCCCUACUUGAGCAUGGUGAACGAAGACGCCUUCCUGGGACUCACCUCGCUCCGGGAAUUAGAACUGGAGCGUAACGCUCUUUCGGGCCUCAAGGUGGGCGCGCUAAGUCAGCUGCCCUCCCUGCGGGUGGUGAGGCUGGAGGGCAACCCUUGGGUGUGCAACUGCAACUUUUCCAGUCUUUUUGCGUGGCUCAUGGAGAACAGUCAAAAGCUUCCCAAUGGAGUGGAAGGCAUGGAGUGCUCCCUCCCCAUGGAUGGCCGCCGCGUGUCCCUGACCCAGCUCUCCAAUGACAGCUUCCGCGAGUGCCAGGCCAGCCUGACUCUUACGGACCUGCUCAUUAUCAUUUUCUCGGGCAUUUCCGUGUCUGUGGUAGCCAUCAUGACCAGCUUCUUCCUGGUCACCGUUCACUGCUUCCAGCGCUGGAGUAAAGGUUCCAAGGGUGAUGAAGAGGAGAGCGAGGAAUGACAAGUAUGUGCUUUUAUAAAGGGCUGGUGUGAUCCAGAUGUUUCUCACGUGGACAAGGCUCCGCAAAACGGAAGCGUGAGAUGCGCUGACAGAUUUGUGCUGCUUCGUCCCUGCUGAACGUCCGUCCGGGACUUGGAAUCAUUUGGUAAAGUUGUUGAUUUCUUUGCUAAGAGGCAUCUUGACAUGAUAUGAAAAGUCACUCCUGAGGGAUAUGAUAUUAUUAGUGGGCUGCUCAGCUCCACUCAACAUGACUUUGAAUUUUUCAAACAUAGCUUGGGUAGCAAUUUCCAUAGUUUGCUUAAAAAAAGAAAGAAAGAAAAAAAUAAAAAGAAACUGCAGGGAAAAGUUUGGGCUGUGUUCACACCUGUGUUUGGCACUCGUGUCCGGACCAACGUUAACAAAGAGGUACAUGGAUUGGUGUUUUUGAGUUUUUUAAUAUCAAUACCCUUAUGGUAAAGAAUGAUUUUCUCCAAAUAUGAAUUCCCCAAAUCAGCAGAGACUUGCAAGAAAUUCAAAAAACAAAUUCUAAUUUCUCAUAUACAGGUGUGUCUCAAUAAAUAGAAUAUGGAGGAAAACUAUUUCACAAAUUGAACUGAAAAAAUCAACCUGCAAACAAGUGUGAACACAACCUUUAUAAUGAUAUUUCAGAGGGUUCACAGUUGAUCCUACCCAGGAAAUAUACGAAAGAGGUAUACAGACCAAUGACCUCAAUAUUUGACCUAUGACAUCACAUCCUGUCAUUCACGCCGUCUUUUUUUCUAAAAAAAAAAAGACAUGUAGACAGGCAGAUUUCCCGGUAUAUUAUAUAUACUAUGUAGUCACACACAUAUAUAUGUGCACAAUUCAAACAAUCAUCGUAUAAAUCCAGAGAAUAUACUCUUUCUUUAGCUUGAUGUAGAAAGAUGAAAUAGCUCUGAGUAUAACCCUCACAGUUAGAGCAACAAAAAAAAGUGGUAUAAUAAGAGUACGUGUACAACUAUUGUGUCAAUGAAUGCACUUUAAAUGGUGAAAUUAUCAAAUAAUGUGACAGCCCUAAUUACACCAUUCCGACUGGUUUUGUCCUCAUCUGCCAAAGAUCAGGUUGAAGUGAAAAGAGCCUUUAGGAUUUUAAUUUACUCCAUUUUUCUUCUUUUAUUCAUUUCAGUGUUUCAAAUUCAGCGAGCCAUCAUUGUCAUAUUACUGCCAGGCCACUUGAGGCCCUCAGACUUCAUCAUGAAAUCUUUCCAUUUAAGAGUGCCCAUUAGAAGUCACUUAAUAAAUGAUCAACAUUAGACUGCCGAUCCCUCGUUGUGCUUGUAGAAACGUUCUUCCUGCAUAUAAAGCUAAUGAGAGGUUUGAUUAACUAAAGUAUGACAGUCACAUUUUUCAUUCUGAUUGAAGGUGGCAUGAAUGAGUUAAUUGCAUUCUGGAUCUGGGAAUGCUGAAAACCGAUAUAUGUAUUUAAAGCAUUCUUCUGCAGUGAAGUGGAAAUAAUUGUGUCACGCUGAGAGAAAGGAAUGGAAAGAAUCACACAAAAAAGAACUAGAUAAAUGUUAUUGGAACGGUGUGUUCGUUGGUUUGAAAUGAACGGUGGUGACCUUGAGGGUGAAGCAUUCUCAGCACAAAGCAACAUGACAGCGGUAAAGUGAUGGACACACAUCUACCGACAAUCAUGCCAAAUUUGAAUAUUUUCCCCCCCCUUAAGGUCAAAGUUAGCAAAUGCCUACAGAAAAGAAAGAAAACAGUUGAGCUCGGCAAUCAUACAUUUCAAACACUCAAUAUAGUUAUGAUGGCAAAUCCGAUUUGGGUCGAUUUAGGGAUUGUGAACACCAGUGAACACUUGAUGUUUCUCGGUCUCAAUAUGGCGGCUGACUUCUUCCACAACAGAAAAUUGGAUGCCAAGUAGUGAAAAUCAGCGAAUUCCUCAUUAAUAGGUUUAUAACUGCCUAAAGGUGCUAUCAAAUCACAGCAAAGUUCUACAUGAAGCUCCCCAACUCAUUUAAACGUUGUUUCUGGGCACAACGAUGCCACAAGAUGGCACCAAAACAAUAUUUUUAUUCUUGGCAGAGCUUUGGCCCGAGCACGGAAAUGAAUUAUAAAUUUAUGGGCAACAGGAAAAGCUCUUGGGUUUUAUUCCUCUCCCAGGGCUAAUUUAGACGAUCAGAUAGAAUAGAAUGUUGGAGAACCAAAACCAUGAAGGAUCUGGGCUAGCAUUUUUUAUGUCGCUUAUCUCCUUAGGUUUUAAAGUACGUAUGUCUUGUAUUUUGCUUGGCUAGCUAACGAGGCUUAGUGCUAACUUGGACCUGUUUGCAUCCUCUUCCAUUUCUUUAGACAUUACAAAUAGAGAUCCCAAGCCUAAUUAGGAUACAUAAACAUGAAUUUAGCUAGCUCAAAUGUUCCGGAAUCAAAUGGUACAAAUUCCCACGCCGCUAAGUAUGAUUUUCUCCUUCAAUAAAUGUUUCUUUCAGUGUAGUGGAAGGAAUCCAAGAGGGACUUUGUUUUUAUACAUAUCAUUCUGGGUUCCAACUACUGUGUAGUUGGUGUACUGACAAAUUCAUACGUUAGCUUAGCUCUUGGCUCUUGACGCAUACGUUCGCAUGACAUGACUUCACGACCUCUUUUGCAAACACCGAGACAUUCGAGCAUGCACUGCUGCAUUAACUACUCUUAGAUUCAUGUCUAUUUUUAUAUUGAACCUUUUAGAAUGGUUACUGCCACGCUCUCCUGGGUCAGUGUUGACAUUGCGGACUUCCAGUAGCCACCUCUGUCAUAUGGCUUUGUCAGAUGCAUAUCGAAGCUGCCCUAUCUUAAAGAGAGGUGACCGGUCAGAAUCAAAUUGAGAUUAUAAACAUCAAUGACCGCGACGCCGUUGUUGCACAUGAAUGCAUUUGAAAAUGUCAAACACGUCAUAUGUGUAGCUGUACUCUGUUUGCUUAAAAAACAAAAUUAAAAACUUUUUUUUCUGUCUA
Molecule: messenger RNA, 4606 nt
Organism: Syngnathus acus (greater pipefish)
Lineage: Eukaryota; Metazoa; Chordata; Actinopteri; Syngnathiformes; Syngnathidae
Gene: lrrc38b
Product: leucine rich repeat containing 38b
Cellular component (GO): voltage-gated potassium channel complex
Molecular function (GO): transmembrane transporter binding; voltage-gated potassium channel activity; potassium channel activator activity
Source: RefSeq, a predicted model, not a curated record